This is a messenger RNA of Gastrolobium bilobum, 2419 nucleotides long. Its product is annotated as probable hexosyltransferase MUCI70. The transcript is spliced from 9 exons. Bases 445 to 2163 code for a protein of 572 amino acids. The record is from RefSeq and is a predicted model, not a curated record. Lineage: Eukaryota; Viridiplantae; Streptophyta; Magnoliopsida; Fabales; Fabaceae.
UUCUCUGAGAUCGUCAUCACCACUUCCGGAUCAGCAGAAAAUUAAACAAAAAAGAAAGAAGUUAUAGUACUUGGAAAUUUGUGAUCCCGAAUUUCUUCCGAGUCUCGGUUUUCAGAAAACCCUAAUCAGAAACCCUAGAUUCAUUCCCCAUUUUUGGAAGAAAGGGAGAGUUUUUCUCGGGACCCAGUUUCAGUUUCAGUGUAAUAUAACCGUAUUUCAGUUGAUUUGGGCGCAACUAUUGUAUUUCUGAACCUUUGCUUUUGUUGUUGUUGUUGUUGGGUGUUGAAUGCCCAGAAAGAGAAAUCAAAUUUGAUUUAAUAUUUGUUGAGUUGGAAGUGAGAGUGUGGCAUUGGAGAGUGCAUUGUUCGAAAUGGUGAAGUGGGGUGUGAGAGAAAUUGAAGGGUGAGGAAUGAGAGGAUCAUAUGAAGGGUUUGUUGAGAUAUAAUGUCUGGAGGUGGAGGUUCAUUGAGUCUUGGUAUUCGUUCUUCAAGUUAUGGGUCUUUGGAUAAACAGCUACAAAACGGUGUGUCGUCUAUUCGCAAGCCUUCAAAGAUGCUGAAGGAGAAAGAGAAAGAGAGGUUGUUCCUUUGGAUCUGCAAGUUCGCUGGCCGCAAGAAGGUCGGAAUGCUCUUCCUAUGUCUCAUCUCUGCUGCCGUGUUCGUCUGGGUUUUGUAUAUUGGAAAAGGUGAAGAUACUCCGGAAGUAAACACUGUGCAGAGCAUUAGUGUUAAUGAAAGCAUGUCUAUAAUUGAUUCUCCAUCUGAGAUCUCUAUGGCUAAUGCAAUUGGCUUGACUACAAAUUUGGCAUUACCACCUCCACCCCCUAGCUAUUUUUUGGGCUAUCAUCUUCCUCCGGGGCAUCCAUGUAAUAGCUUCACACUCCCUCCCCCUCCAGCUGAUAAAAAGCGUACUGGGCCACGUCCAUGCCCUGUAUGUUACCUUCCUGUUGAAGAAGCCAUUGCAUUGAUGCCAACAUGGCCCUCACCUUCUCCAGUUCUUAAGAAUUUAACAUAUAUCUAUGAAGAAAAUUUGAGUAGAGAUGGAGAAUUUGGUGGUUCGGAGUUUGGUGGAUAUCCUACCUUGAAGCAGAGAAAUGAUUCUUUUGAUGUACGAGAAUCAAUGAGUGUGCACUGUGGAUUUGUAAGAGGAAUUAAGCCUGGCCGCAACACUGGAUUUGACAUGGAUGAAGCUGACCUUCUUGAAAUGGAGCAGUGUAAUGGAGUGGUUGUUGCAUCAGCCAUAUUUGGAAAUUUUGACGAGAUAAAUGAGCCACAAAAUAUAAGUGAUUAUGCGAGGAAGACUGUAUGCUUCCUCAUGUUUGUAGAUGAAGAAACAGAAAAAUAUCUGCUGAGUUCUGGCAAGCUGGGAAUCAGCAAGAAGAUUGGUUUGUGGAGAAUUAUUGUUGCUCGCAAUCUUCCUUACGCAGAUGCAAGACGGACAGGAAAGAUUCCAAAGCUUCUGUUGCAUCGAUUGGUUCCAAAUGCUCGCUAUUCUAUAUGGGUUGAUGGAAAGCUUGAGCUUGUUGUGGAUCCAUAUCAAAUACUUGAAAGGUUUUUGUGGAGGAAGAAUGCAACUUUUGCAAUAUCAAAGCAUUAUAGACGCUUUGAUGUAUUUGUUGAGGCCGAGGCAAAUAAAGCUGCUAGAAAGUAUGAUAAUGACUCUAUUGACUUUCAGAUUGAGUUUUACAAGAAAGAGGGACUGACCCCAUAUACAGAGGCCAAGCUUCCUCUUAUAAGUGAUGUUCCUGAAGGAUGUGUAAUAGUACGAGAGCAUGUUCCUAUUAGCAAUCUCUUUACUUGUCUUUGGUUCAAUGAAGUUGACCGAUUUACUUCAAGGGACCAGAUUAGUUUCUCAACUGUCAGGGACAAAAUUUUGGCCAGGGUAGAUUUUCAUUUUAACAUGUUCUUGGAUUGUGAAAGACGCAACUUUGUAGUUCAGAAAUACCACAAGUCUGUAUUGCUGCUCCUGGCUCCACCAAGGGCAGUUGCUAACAUUCCUCCGCCGGCUCCACCACCUCCAUUGCCUGUGCUUGAAACAUCACCUGAAAACGUUGUAAUCUCACCCAUUAGAAAAGGCCCUGGAAAGCGUGGAAAAGAUAGGAAAUCUGGUUCUAGGCGCCACCGCAAAGUUGUUGCCGGAAGUAGAGACAUUGAACCAAGUUAAAAGUUUUGUUUGAGUGAUUAUAUAAUAUGUAUUUCAAUUCCACCUACAGAAAAAUCAUUCGUUGGAGAGCUGGAGGGAGAACGUGCAAGAUGAGUGUGUUGUAUUGUUUUUGCACAGAAGCUCUCAUUCUUUUUUUAUUUUGUGCAAUUGUCCAUUUUUGUUAAUUUUUUUGUUGUACAUAUAGUAAAAUUCUCAAUAAUUAUAACAUGGGUUGCCACUAAAUUCCUCACGUGGUAACCCUCCAUUAUCAGAGAAA